Messenger RNA from Sycon ciliatum, 3276 nucleotides. RefSeq names its product acyl-coenzyme A thioesterase 11-like. Gene Ontology annotation, molecular function: fatty acyl-CoA hydrolase activity; lipid binding. The coding region runs from base 337 to 2175 and encodes 612 amino acids. The record is from RefSeq and is a predicted model, not a curated record. Gene Ontology annotation, cellular component: extracellular exosome; cytosol. Gene Ontology annotation, biological process: acyl-CoA metabolic process. The transcript is spliced from 19 exons. Lineage: Eukaryota; Metazoa; Porifera; Calcarea; Leucosolenida; Sycettidae.
GAGUCCAUGUACGACAGCUGACAAACACGUUCCGAAUACUACAUGUAGUAUGCACCUGGUGUUUGACCUGGUUUGGGUGUGGAUGUGCAGACGAAAUCCAAAUCCGAAAUAAAACAGAAAGGCAGCCAGCUGCGUCCAGCAGAUGUAACUACCAGUGCCUAUAGGCUAUACUAUAGGCUACAGCAGUACAGGAAUUACUUUUCUACCAAGUACACUGUAGUUAGUUUAUGCCAACGAUUGACUUCUCCUUUGAGUACUGCUGCUCAGAAAACACACAGACUUGUCAGAGUAACCCAGUCCAGGCCUGCAGGGGAGGUGAAUGACUUAUUUGCAGCAAUGGCCAGCCAGAAUGAGCAGCUAGCAGGUCAGCAUCGGGAUCGUCCACCUCCCAAAUCAUCUGCAGCAAGCAAAAUUGAAAUGCAGCAGUUGGUGCUGCCGCGGGAUGCAAACGUCGAUGGUGAGCAGCUCCAUCCUGGACAGCUUCUCAAGUGGAUUGACGUAGCUGCCUGUCUUUCAGCCGAGCGUCACUGCGAUAAAUCCUGCGUUACAGUCAGCAUGGACGGUGUCUACUUUGAUCGUAUUCCACGAGUUGGUAACAUAGUCAUCCUGAAGGCACAGGUGACCAGAGCUUUCGACAGCAGCAUGGAGGUGCUGGUGCUGGUGACCAGUGAGGACAGAUGUAACCGUGUGUCCAUGCCCGUAUGCAAGGCGUACCUGACAUUCAUUGCACGUCUGAAAGAGAAGAAGAAGAUCAAGCUGCCCCUGGCCUUUCCAGAGACUCAAGAUCGUGCAGAGUAUCAUCUUGCCAGCGAGCGGCGAGCAACCAGACUGAAACUUGCCAACACGAUUAAAAGCAGAGCCGACAGGGGUGAUGUGUACUCGAUCCCAGUGACGUCCAGUGUUCCUCACAUGCUUCGCGAGCCUACACUGGACCGUCAGUAUUCACCUCCUCCACAAAGCCGUAGUAUUGAGUACUCGCAUCAAACGCGGGUUUCCAGCAUCGAACUUGUUUUGCCACAGCACGGAAACCAUCACCAGUCAGUCACAUUCGGAGGACAGAUAAUGGAGUGGAUGGCAACGGCAGCUUUCAUUGCAGCAAGCCGUAUGCUUCCGAGCAUUCCUGUACUGCAAGCUAUUGACAUUGUGCGCUUCCGAGCUGAGUCUCAUGUUGGCGAUCGAGUACAGAUCCAGGCGCAGGUGAAUCGCUCUUUUGCUGACAGUGUGGAGGUGGGCUGUAGAGUGGAGGCAAGGGACGUAGGAGAGGCCUGCCCGCGGCACAUCAACACGUCUUUCCUGUCGUUCACUUGUCUGAACCUCGACCGUCCGAGCCGGCGUCCGAGCGCCGAGCCGCGUCGUAGCAGCCUGGCUCCGAGCGCCGAGCCGCGUCGUAGCAGCGUGGCGCGAAUACUGCCAAGCCCUGAUGACCCGGAAGAUGUCAGGCGCUUCGAGGAAGCAUUGGUGCGGUACCACAUGCGCCUGGAGAGAGCGUCGUUCCUCAAGUCAAUCCAGAACGGUGCGCAAGCUGCUCCGACUUGGUCUAAAGCCAUUGCGGAAGAGCUGAUCCUUUCCAACUACGAACGUGUCACAAAGUGGAAUCUGGUGGAGGAUUGGCAUCUCCUGGUUGAAGACCCCGAUAUUACAAUGUCUAAACACCAGAGUGGCGAUGAGCUGUGCAUGCAGCUACGCAUCCAGGUCAACAACUCAGCACAGGAGGUGUUUUCCAGGGUCUGCAAUCCCAAGCUGCGUAGCCAGUGGGACGUCCUCUGCAAAUCAUUUGAUGUUGUUGAACAGUACACGGAACAAGAUGCUAUUCUUCAUGUUCACUAUGCUCCUCGUCCUGGCCAACAGAAAAACCAGGAUUUUGUCGUGUUGAUGUCGGCACGCACACCACACGCCGAAGGGGAUGCAUUCACGGUUUGUUUCCGAUCAGUACGCCACCUCAAGUAUCCACCUACGGAAAACGCUGACCGGGGCAUUAUGACCUGCUCUGGGUAUGUGAUUGAGCCUGCUGAACAGGACAGCGAUGCAUGUCAGCUCAAUAGCAAUAUGUGUCAGCUCACUUAUAUUCAAGAGGUAUCGUCCGACUCGCUGUCCUACUUUGCUGGAGAUUUAAUGGGUAUCUCCAAUCUCCUGGUGCACCUGGGGAGAAGCUUGUUGAACUUCCUCAACGCUUGAAUCAGUCCUUCCUGCGUGUGGUGAUGGGUGUUGUCGUCACUUUAGAAAUCCUCGAACCUGAUCCAAUUUUGUCCAAAUGCAUUGCUGCACGUCUGGCACAGUCCCUAUUGUAUUAUCUGUUCCUGAUGUGGUGCUGAUGGAGGUACUAGGUAUUCAUCCACCCCUUUUUAAUCGCUCCUUCCUGCAUGUGUUGAUGGGCUAUGCCAUCACUUUAACAACUCCCCGAACCAGAGCGACGUUGUCCGAAUGCGUUUUCAGCUAAGCAUGCUGCGCGUGCUGAGCAAGCCAUUAUUUUUGUUCUCGAUAUCGUGCUGCCGGAGGUAUUCAUCCGAGAAUGUGGCGGCAGCCAUUACCUUCACUAACGUUUUAGUUUUUACUGAGAAUGUGCACAUUACCUUCACUAACGUUUUAGUUUUUACUGAGAAUAUGCACAUUACCUUCACUAACGUUUUAGUCUUUUAACUGGUUUGAGGGAGUUUUAGUCUUUACUGAGAAUGUGCACAUUACCUUCACUAGCGUUUUAGUUUUUACUGAGAAUAUGCACAUUACCUUCACUAACGUUUUAGUCUUUACUGAGAAUGUGCACAUUACCUUCACUAGCGUUUUAGUUUUUACUGAGAAUAUGCACAUUACCUUCACUAACGUUUUAGUCUUUACUGAGAAUGUGCACAUUACCUUCACUAACGUUAGUCUUUACUGAGAAUGUGCAGGCGCCAGCUAUUACCUAACGUUUUAGUCUUUACUGUGGACGGUCAUGGCUGCAUCACAGGAAAACACUUUUUAAACAAUUUUAACACACCGGAGAUAUGAGUUCUGUGUAACAACUAACACAUAAUAUUUUCUACAUACGUUGCUAUACUGAGUAACAUUUGAUUUGAUUUUGUAGCUAGAAACACUAGUUUCAUUCAACUUGUAGCGGAAUUUGUUUAGGGAGCAUUUCAUGCCUUGUAUUUGUAGAUCUACAGUGAGUUUUUGAUGAAUACAUGCCAAUUUUUUCUAUUAUUUUCUGCUGGGUUCUGGAAACCUAGCAUGAUGCUAGAAGUAAUAACCUGUGCAAGGCACAUUUCUCCUAUGAUAGUUUCAAUGAUUGUCCACGAGCUA